CUAAGUUCCGGAACAGAACGGAAGGUUGCUCUAUGGUUAUAUAAAGGUACAGCUACAGGCGCCCGCGCAGUUGACAUCACGACUUGCGCUGGUCAAAAUGCUCUACUUAUCAGUUCUCGUGGCGCUCUUGGGUUUGGCCCAGGCCAAGCCAGGGUUCCUCUUCUCCCAGCCAGUGGUAACUGGAGUCCAAUAUGCGGAACCCUUAUCCAAUGGAGUCCAGCCCCAUCCGGCAGUGGAACUGAAUGCUGCCAGCGAGUCGCAGCUGCCUCCAGAGCUAUUAAAGUCACACGACUUCUACAGUAACCCAUCCAUUGCUGCAGGGUUAGCCAAGGAGUCAUGGUUCACCAAGAAAGAGAUGCAAGUAGUAGAAAGAGAGGCGGAGAAGAUUCCGCGCCAAAAAAUCUACGACCUCGUCAGCCAUGCUGGAUUCCUCGACCACUGAUUCGAAAUUUUAAUUUUUAAAAUUAUCUUUUAUUUAACAUUUUCAGGCCUGUAAAUAUUA
This is a messenger RNA of Aricia agestis (brown argus), 502 nucleotides long. RefSeq lists its product as uncharacterized. Lineage: Eukaryota; Metazoa; Arthropoda; Insecta; Lepidoptera; Lycaenidae. The transcript has 2 exons. Bases 98 to 442 code for a protein of 114 amino acids. The record is from RefSeq and is a predicted model, not a curated record.